This is a messenger RNA of Aspergillus tanneri, 1098 nucleotides long. Its product is annotated as putative alcohol dehydrogenase. The record is from RefSeq and is a predicted model, not a curated record. Lineage: Eukaryota; Fungi; Ascomycota; Eurotiomycetes; Eurotiales; Aspergillaceae. Bases 1 to 1098 code for a protein of 365 amino acids. The transcript has 2 exons. Gene Ontology annotation, molecular function: oxidoreductase activity.
AUGUCAAAAGCUAUCUUCCUCACCAAGGUAGACGGUAAACCCGGCCAAGUCUACUACCCCCUCAAUGUCCAGACGCUCCCCAAGCCGACUCCACAGGGUCGCGAACUGCUGGUGAAGAUGACCGCCGCGUCGCUAAACCAUCGCGAUGUCUUUCUGCGUCAGCACCUGUAUCCCGGGAUCACAUUUGAUGUCCCAAUGGGCGCCGACGGUGUCGGAGUCGUCCUGGGGGCGGGUCCGGAGGUGUCAAACCCCGAGCGAUGGCAGGGAAAACGCGUCAUCUUGAACCCGGGAACGGGUUGGAAGGAUUCCCCAGACGGUCCGGAAGAUCCCAAGGGCUAUCGCAUUCUGGGCGGAACCAAGCACUACGAGAAGGGCACGAUGCAGGAGUAUCUGGUGGUCGACGAGUCUGAAGUAGAGGAGGUUCCGACUCACCUGUCCGAUGCAGAGGCGGCGGCGCUGCCGUUGACGGGGCUGACGGGGUGGAGGGCCUUGGUGGUGAAAGCUGGGGAGAGGAACACCGGCAAAGGCACAGCGGUCUUGCUCACGGGAAUUGGGGGAGGUGUAGCAUUGAUGUGUCUACGGUUCGCCGUGGCCAGGGGCGCCGAUGUCUACGUGACGAGUUCGAGCGAGGAGAAGAUCCAGAAGGCCGUGGAACUGGGCGCUCGUGGGGGUGUAAACUACAAGGAGGAGGCAUGGGAGAAGAAGCUCCUGAGCAUGCUCCCCGCGGGAAAAAGGGCCUUCGACGCCAUUAUCGAUGGUGCCGGUGGCGAUGCGGUCGAAAAGGCCGUCAAAUUACUCAAAGCCGGCGGUGUUCUCUCCGUCUAUGGAAUGACUGUUUCUCCAAAGAUGCCUUUCCUCAUGCAAGCGGUUCUCAAGAAUAUCGAUGUCCGCGGCUCGACCAUGGGUUCUCGCCAGGAAUUCAAGGAGAUGGUUGAGUUUGUCAAGGCAAACAAAAUCCACCCGGUGAUUUCACGCGUACUGCAGGCGGACCUAGGGGACAUCGCGGCGCUCGAUGGGCUGUUCGAAGACAUGAAGGAAGGCAGGCAGUUUGGCAAACUAGUUGUGGAGUUUGGGAAGGCGUCGGAAAGCAAGCUGUAG